AUGGGACCCGCUUGCACCGCGAACCCGCUUUCUGAGGAAGAUGCUGAGAAGCCGGAGUAUGUCUUUACCGGCGGCAUCAACGAGGCUAUCGACGAGCUCUUCGCGCGCUCAUCGUCGGGGGGCAGCUGGUACUUGGAGAAGUGUGGGAGGCCGCUGCCCAUGCAGCUGAUGACCAGUUUGUUCACUCUGGACCUUGCAGGUUUGGGGAUGUACGACUUUCCAAUUCUCAAGGAAAUCUACGGCGAGCAGGGGGCAUAUCAGGAUCUCACUUGGCCUACCUUCUUCAGCAUUUUGCCCUCGAUGGUCUUCCUCUUUCUCCAGAACCCGUGUGCUGCCGUAAGCUUCUUCGGAAAGGAGGGGUCGGGUUGGGACCAGGUUUCCGUCUUCUCACUCAUCCCGGCCUUGGACAUGACUGGACGCUGGUCCCGGGCACAGACCGUGCAGACCAUGACGGUCACUGGAAGCGACCCAACAUUCGGCCCUGGCCUCAACAUGUUCGAUCUCUAUUCGAAUGCCAUGUAUGGUUUGCCAAUCUUGCCUAUGCCCAUCGGCUUCGCGAACAAGGAUAUCCCCACCUUCAUGGCACAGACACUUUACGAUGACCGCACUGGCAUGAACAUGGCUCAGGAGUACAAGAGAAACUUUGGGGACAGUGUAAUGGUGACAGCGGUAGGCGGUGGCCACUGCGUCGGGGAGACCUACCACCCAGAGGCUUGGGACAUGCUGCUGGGCUUCCUGCGCGAUGGGACCCGGCCGCAUGACGGCACGAUUACUGGAGCCAGUCCAGUUGUCCGGAUCAACUUCAAGUUCGGAGCUCUGCGCGUGAAGAAGGUUUUCGGGAGCGGCCACUUGCAACAGAUCGCGGCCUCGCUCUCUCGCUCUAGUUUGACGUAG
Molecule: messenger RNA, 894 nt
Organism: Prorocentrum cordatum
Lineage: Eukaryota; Dinophyceae; Prorocentrales; Prorocentraceae
Source: the annotation of a GenBank genome assembly